AUGAAGAAGAGCGGCGGCGGUUGCAGCGACGGCGGAGGGAAGAGGAGCAAAGGAGUGGUGAAGCUGUCGACGGACCCACAAAGCGUGGCGGCGAGAGAGCGACGGCACAGAAUCAGCGACCGGUUCAAGAUUCUGCAGAGCUUAGUCCCCGGUGGCACCAAAAUGGACACCGUCUCUAUGCUCGAUGAGGCCAUUCAUUAUGUCAAAUUCUUGAAAACCCAGAUUUGGCUUCAUCAAACCAUGAUCAAUUUCGUUGAUUAUGACGUGGCGGCGGCCACGGCGAGCUCCUCCCUCCCUCUGGACCCCAGCGGCGGCGAUUACUGCAGCAACGUGAAUAACAUUAACAACAACAUUCUGUACACUCCAAACGACGUCGUCAAAAUGGAGGAGCCGUUUUUGCCACCGCAGUUGGAUCCCACCGGCUACUACUCCUCAGGACAAGACCAAUUCAUGUGCUCUUAUGAUGCUUACAUGAACUUCUAG
This is a messenger RNA of Momordica charantia (bitter melon), 483 nucleotides long. Its product is annotated as transcription factor bHLH140-like protein. NCBI's taxonomy places the organism in Eukaryota, Viridiplantae, Streptophyta, Magnoliopsida, Cucurbitales, Cucurbitaceae. Gene Ontology annotation, biological process: regulation of DNA-templated transcription. Gene Ontology annotation, molecular function: DNA-binding transcription factor activity; protein dimerization activity. The record is from RefSeq and is a predicted model, not a curated record.